This is a messenger RNA of Belonocnema kinseyi, 399 nucleotides long. RefSeq lists its product as uncharacterized. NCBI's taxonomy places the organism in Eukaryota, Metazoa, Arthropoda, Insecta, Hymenoptera, Cynipidae. The record is from RefSeq and is a predicted model, not a curated record. The transcript is spliced from 2 exons. The coding region runs from base 1 to 399 and encodes 132 amino acids.
AUGCAAAUAACAGAAGAGAAGAUUUGGGAAGUUCAAAGUGGGUUUAUGCCAGAAAGGUCAUGUACGGAUCACAUAUUUAGCCUAAGGCAAAUCACAGAAAAAAGUUUGAGAGUAGGAAAAACAGUUUUCUGUACAUUUGUCGACCUAGAAAAAGCUGUUGAUAAGGUAGUUAGAAGUAAACUUUGGGAAGUCCUGAAAGAGUAUGGAGUCAACGGAUGGCUCCACAUAGCUAUAAAAACAAUAUAUACGGGUAGCAUAGCAAAUGUAAAGGAUAAUCCGAAUGAAUUGGUAGGUCAAUUUCACAUAUUGCUAGCGUCUCAAGCAGCUGGAAAUCCUAGUCAGACCAGCGAAUUUCUAUCACUCAUCGAAGAACUGCAAGAAACUGGAAUUAUAUAUUAA